Dentiscutata heterogama is the source of this 531-nucleotide messenger RNA. NCBI's taxonomy places the organism in Eukaryota, Fungi, Glomeromycota, Glomeromycetes, Diversisporales, Gigasporaceae. The record is from the annotation of a GenBank genome assembly.
AUGCCUAUUAUACUGCAUGAAAUGCUGCUCUUGAUAUUUACUCCCGAUACUGAGCGUGACCUGCUCCCGAUACCUAUUCCCAACAGUCGUGACCUGCUCCCGAUACCUAUUCCUGAUACCGAACGUGACCUGCUCCCGAUACCUAUUCCCGAUACUGAACGUGACCUGCUCCCGAUACCUAUUCCCGAUACUGAGCGUGACCUGCUCCCGAUACCUAUUCCCGUGACUUGCUCCCGAUACCUAUUCCCGAUACUGAGCGUGACUUGCUCCCAAUACCUAUUCCCGAUACUGAGCGUGACUUGCUCCCGAUACCUAAUCCCCGAUACUGAUAAAAUGAUGAGAUUUACUCCUGAUACUGAGCGUGACCUGUUCUCGAUACCUAUUCCUGAUACCGAAUGUGACCUGCUCCCGAUACCUAUUCCCGAUACUAAACGUGACCUGCUCCCGAUAUCUAUUCCCGAUACUGAGCAUGACCUGCUCCCGAUACCUAUUCCCGUGACUUGCUCCCGAUACCUAUUCCCGAUACUGAGC